AUGAAACCAACAACAGAAGCAUCAUCUUUUCGAAACAAUAGAAAUCGUUCCUCAACUCUUCCUAUGAGGUUGUCAAAGAAUAUGGCUAUUGAAAAUAUCAAUCAGUCAAUAAAACAAUCAUUUAGAAAUUCAAAAACCACAGUUGACCUAAAUGAAAGUCAAGGAAGUAUGAUUAUAAAAGAUAGAAUUUCUUUCUCUAGAAGUAGGCGUUCAAGCACAGCAUCAGGUUCAAAACAGCCAACAUCACUCUACAAGAGACUCUUAUCCAACCUCAAACAUGGUGAUGAUUCCAUGUCAGACAUUAUAAGUGAAACAUCAUAUGACACUUCCAUGUCGGGUUUAGUAACGUCAUCUAUGGGAAUAGGUUUCAGAUUAAAUGGAGCCAACAACACUCCCACACACAAACAAGAAAUAUCCGAAUUGAAUAAUUUAGUUUCUCAAUUCAUGUGUUGUGGCUUUCCAAUUGUGGUUUUUGACAAGAAGGGUUGUAUUGUCUAUAUGAAUAGAGAAUCAGAGGAAAUGUUUGGAACAUUUAGUUUUUCAGUAUUGGGUGAAGAUUUAGUUGAGGUUUUUAUGGAGGACACAAUUCUCGAUAUUCACACGUUAAUUGAUGAUUUUUUAGGAUUUUCAAUGGAAGAUAUUGAAGGAGUUGACAGGAAGAAUAUCAGUCUCAAGAAUAUGCCUUAUGAAUUAUUGAGCGAGGAAGAUAAAUCAAAGAGAAGAAGUCACCUUUCAAAAGAGAGAAUUUUGAAAGGAAAAUCAAUAACUUUGAAUCAAUUCUUUACCAUCUCAACAAAACUUGUUCCAAUUAAGAAGAAACAUGAAAUUCACUUUUGUGCCUAUAUGAAAUUUGUUGAAUUUAUUGAUAAUGAAGAGUUGAACACAAUAUAUGAGAAUUUAGAUUCCGUUCAUGUACAAAUUACAAAUGCAAGUAUUGUUCCAAUUGUGGCGAUUAAUGAUAAGGGAAGUGUUUUGGUAUUCAAUAAGGCUGCCACACUGACAUUUGGAUAUGAAAAUAGUGAAAUAAUUGGAAGAAAUGUCAAAAUUAUUUGUAAUAGAAAAGAUAGAAUGAAUCAUGACAUGUAUUUGGAGAGAUUUGCCAAAACUGAAAAGAAGAAAAUUCUAGAUCGUAUUAAGAAAGUCAAAGGUCAAACAAAAGAUGGUAAAAGUAUUCCAGUGGAAAUCAAAAUUUCUCAAAUUGUCAAAAAUGGUCAAUCAUUAUUUGUUGCCUAUUUCAGAGAUUACAAAUUAUUAUCCAAUCAAGAUGAACAAAUGACAGGUAUUGCAGAAAAGAUUUAUCCAAGAAAUAUUGCAGAAAGAUUAAGUAUGGGCCAGAAAAUCAUUGACCAAGUUGAUGGAUGUUCCAUGUUAUAUUGUGAUUUGGUUGGUUUUACAGAGUUAUCAUCAACCAUGCCACCUAAACAAGUUGUUUCUCUACUACACUCAAUAUUUUCAAAUUUUGAUGAAAUUUGUCAAAAGUUCAAGAUGGAAAAGAUUAAAACAAUAGGAGAUAGUUACUUUUUAGCUUCUGGUUUAAGGAAUGAAACUAGUUCAGUUGACCAUAUGAUUAAGGGUGGUCUUUUAAUGAUUACAACAGUGAAUCAAUUUUCAGAAUCGACAGGAAAUAGUUUACAAGUUAGAGUUGGAAUUCACACCUCAAUAGGAGGUGAUGUCAUUGCAGCUGUAGUUGGUAAAGUGAAGAGAACGUACGAUCUCUUUGGGUCUGAUGUUAAAAUUGCUCAACUAAUGGAAAUGACUGGAAUUACUAAUGAAUUACACAUCUCCAACAAUACCUACAAAUCCAUCAAGAGUGAAAAGAGAAAAUCACUCUUUAUUGAAAAAUUCAAAGAGGGAGAUGAAAUUUUAAUGGACAAGUAUGCAGAACCAUUGCAGAUACCGACAAAUAGUUGGGUAACACACAAUGUGUUAGAAUUACUCAAUAGAGAUAAGGAAAAGUCAAUUCAACAACAAUAA
Naegleria gruberi is the source of this 1974-nucleotide messenger RNA. RefSeq lists its product as uncharacterized. The record is from RefSeq and is a predicted model, not a curated record. Gene Ontology annotation, biological process: cyclic nucleotide biosynthetic process; regulation of DNA-templated transcription; intracellular signal transduction. Lineage: Eukaryota; Heterolobosea; Eutetramitea; Acrasida; Naegleriidae. The transcript has a single exon. The coding region runs from base 1 to 1974 and encodes 657 amino acids.